Pseudomassariella vexata is the source of this 1668-nucleotide messenger RNA. RefSeq lists its product as uncharacterized. The transcript has 2 exons. Gene Ontology annotation, molecular function: zinc ion binding; DNA binding. Lineage: Eukaryota; Fungi; Ascomycota; Sordariomycetes; Amphisphaeriales; Pseudomassariaceae. The record is from RefSeq and is a predicted model, not a curated record. The annotation marks the transcript as partial. Gene Ontology annotation, biological process: DNA-templated transcription.
CGUGAAAAGAGCCUGCGACGCCUGCAAGAUCCGAAAGGUGAAAUGCUCAGAAACACAAUCCAAUCAACACGAGGCCCCCGAAGCUUACGGCCAAACACAAUACGGAAGAUAUUCGAGAAACAGGCGCAAGAUGGUGGCGCGAACGAUGAAAAGCUGCACAAGCAAGGUGCGAGCCCGUCACUCGGCGGCCCCUCACAACACUUGUUCGAGUCAAAGUAUCCUGAUUCCACGAGACGAGCCGACCACGAUGCAGCCUUGAUAGAGGUAUUGGAGAUCUACCGACUUCGUUUAUAUCCUAUCUGGCCGAUCGUUGAUGUACAAGAGCUGCAGGUCCAGCUUACCUCUGGAGAUAACCCACGAUCGCGACCAUUGGCGACCGCAAUGCGGCUAGCUGCCACAGCGCAGCUACGGUUAGAGUCCACAUCCCCAGAGGAGGUCCCGCGAACGAGCUUGGAAGAUGGCGAUGGCAACGUAGAUUUGACCUGCUUACGCAUCGCCUUCUUCCUACACAUAUACCACGAAAAUCAGAAACCCGGUGGCGGGAAAUCCAUGCUAUACUUGAGGCAGGCUUUGACUAUAGCCCAAGUGAUGCGGUUGGACAGAGAGUCAUCAUACGCGGCUCUACCCGAGGCGGAGCAGCAGUUACGGCGGCGGGUCUUAUGGCUGCUGUUCGUCACUGAGCGCGGUGUAUCCAUGCUUCACAAGAUGCCCGCCAUAUUGAAGCCAAACAUUGCAUUUCCCUGCCCGGGCGGCGAUGAUCAAGAGCAAGUCUUGCCCGCUUUCUUGAAGCUGAUUAACCUUUUCUUCGUUUUCGACCAGUCUGGCAUCUUCGAAAACCUCCAGAACUCGGACUCUGACCUGUCCAAUAUGGCAGUCGGCGCCCGCGGCUGUGUGGAUACCUUGCAACGGAGGCUUCAGGACAGCACGGCAGACUAUGAGUCUAGCAACGAUAUCCAAAAAGCCGAUAUCUAUGUGACGCGGCAAUGGAUGAGGGCAGUCCUCUGGCGCGCUGCAGCGAGUUUCGGCCUGACUUCUCUGGCGAGCAGUCCGAUCCGCAUUGCUCGAGAGUUCCUCUCGUUUGUGUCUCACUUGCCCAAAGCUGCUAUUGAAGCUCAUGGGCCGACGAUAGAAUACAAGACGUACGACAUCGCUACAGCGGUAAUCGACGCAGUGACGAGCAACGUGUCGGUUAAUCCAGCUGAUCAGCCGGAAGAAGUACUGCAAGGUCUGCAGCUGGUACUGUCUUCUUCACGCGGCGGCAACAAAGCACUCCUUGGAUCGCUCUAUUUGAAAAUGGCUGCGAUUACCCCGGGUCCUCAAGUACCACUUGGACUACGUGGUCGUGUCGAAGAGGUUCCCGAAGACCCUGGGGCUCGGUCUGAUCGAAGCCCUCCGCAUGGCCACGGCAUACUUCCGUCACCGUGGGCUGACCUGGAAGAUAUUGCCUCUAAUACCAACUUUGUCAGGACACCUGGCUCUGGCACGCCGAACUACCACUCGCUUGAUCAGCAGAACCAGCAAAUGUCGUGGUCACCACUUGACUUGAGCACGCCGCUCAUCCGAACGCCAUCACCAUUGACGCGGGCAAUUUUCGACCAGGUAGUUCAGGGCAAUAGUAGCGAAUACCUGCCCAGUGUCGUUACAUCAUGGAACAAUCCAACUCCUUGA